AUGAGUACCAUGCAACAGCGGAAAGAUGAGAUUCUGGCAAAGAAGGCAAGGCUCGCCGAGCUCAAACGCCAGCGCGAAUUGCGGCAGCGGGAAUUCUCCCAGACGCGCAUGGGCAUAGGGGAAUCGUCAGAGAUUCUAUCUCCUACGCCGGGCCGUUCAGAAAACAGAGCUGAGCUCGAUAGUUUGAUUUCCCGUCUGGUUGAUCGACCGUCUUCUGCCGCACUCAGGGAGGGCGGGGAAGCAUCGCCGAGAGGUCGUGGAAGCAGGCCAAAUUCGGUGCUUAGCGGAGGACAACUCAGCAGUGAUACUAUCGAAACAUAUACCCCGCCUAUAAAGCCGCUUUCUCAAUCCAUAGCUACACAGACAACACUUGACCUCCCCGUCACCUCGCCCCGAGCCCAUCCCCCUGCGCCGAAACCGGAAAUUCUAACGUACAGCAAAGCAGUGCAAACUGACACCUGGUCGGAUCCAAAGACGCGUUCGGAAGAUGGGUCCGAAACGGAGGGCGAGGGGUCUCCUAGUACUCCCCGUGCAAGUAAACGGUUAAGCAGGAGAGCGCGCGAACGGGACGAAGAGAUCAGAGAGCGGCUACGGAAGGAAAUCGAAGAAGAGUUGAAUGCAGCGAAAGAGCCGGUUGAAGGCGGUGAUCUUCAGCAGGCGGGUCAGUUGAGGUAUCCGUUGCGUACCCUCACUCAUGAUGAGCUCAACGCGGUUACAUCUUCUGGAGAAUUUUUGGAUUUUGUGGAACGAUCAAGCAAAGUUAUAGAAAGAGCUUUGGAUGAAGAAUAUGACGUCCUUGCGGACUAUGCACUGGGUGGAAUCGGCGCCGAGGAUGAGGAGGAGGAUGAUUACAGAGUUGGCAAAAAGCGCAGAGAAAUAAAGCAAGUUGCCCAGUUUUGGGAUGAAAGAUGGAGCAAGAAACGCAUGAUAACCGACUUGAGCUUUUCGCCAAAAUUUCCCGAGCUGAUACUUGCUUCUUAUACAAAAAAUCCAACUGCCCCUCAUGAUCCUGACGGGCUCGUCAAAGUUUGGAACCAGCAUCUUCAUAGCCGACCAGAAUACAUAUUCCACUCAACAUCCGACAUUCUCACCGCAAAAUUCAGCCCGUUUCACCCGAAUCUUAUCAUCGGCGGUUCAUAUUCCGGACAGGUGUUGCUCUGGGACACCCGAUCCUCGCGCGCUGGCGGAGGUGCCCCUGUGCAGAAGACUCCUUUAUCAGGAUCAGGCCACACUCAUCCAGUCUAUAGCAUCGCCAUCGUUGGCACGCAAAAUGCACACAACAUUCUGACAGCAUCGACGGACGGAGUGGUUUGCGGCUGGACAGUCGACAUGCUCUCCCAACCGCAAGAAUACCUUGAACUCACCACCCCCCCGCCUUCUAAAACCGAAGAUCUCGCACCUACUACCCUCUCGUUCCCUCAAUCCGAUCCCACAUUUUUCUUAGUCGGCACAGAAGAGGGAACCAUAUACCCUUGCCAUCGUUAUGAUCGUGCUGGCGCCAAAGCUGGAACCGACCACCGGCUUUGCUAUCGCGGUCAUGCCGCCCCAGUCAUGUCGACGACCUUCCACCCCGCCCGUGGCCCUGUUGACCUAGGAGAUUUGAUGCUUAGUUCAAGCAUAGACUGGAGCGUCAAACUUUGGCGAAUUCGCCCUCCUGCGGCAACGUCCACCGCCUCGGGAACAACCUCCUCCACAGCAGCCAUGCAAACGGUUUCUCCAAUUCUCGACCUGACCCGUGAAGACGUUGUAUACGAUGCCCGUUGGUCUCCGAAUCGCCCCGGUGUGUUUGCCCUUGUAACAGGCGCCGGGUCGCUGGAAGUUUGGGAUUUAUGCACCGAGACUGAAGUGCCGACUGCGUGGGCAACACCCACAUCUGGUAGAGGAGGCAUAUUGACCAAGAGCUUGAAUAAAGUCGCAUGGGAAGAGAAGGAGGGUAGACGGGUUGCUACCGGUGGAUUGGAUGGGGUUGUUACUGUGUUUGAUGUAGGAAAGGGCUUAGGCGGCGGGCCUGAGGAAGUUAUGGCGGAAGAAUGGACAGGAAUGAAAAGACUGGUGGGAAGGCUGGAACAGGGUCUCGAUAGGCCAUGA
Uncinocarpus reesii 1704 is the source of this 2088-nucleotide messenger RNA. RefSeq lists its product as uncharacterized. The transcript has 3 exons. The record is from RefSeq and is a predicted model, not a curated record. The coding region runs from base 1 to 2088 and encodes 695 amino acids. Gene Ontology annotation, biological process: transport along microtubule. NCBI's taxonomy places the organism in Eukaryota, Fungi, Ascomycota, Eurotiomycetes, Onygenales, Onygenaceae. Gene Ontology annotation, cellular component: cytoplasmic dynein complex. Gene Ontology annotation, molecular function: dynein light chain binding; dynein heavy chain binding.